AUGGCGUACAAUGUGAUCAAAGAGGAUUUCAUGCACGAAGUCGACGGAACCAAAGCGACCAUCAAGUCCUUUGCCGUGGCCUGCGCCAUCGUGAGUGGUACCACCACAGUGGCCGAUGUGGUUGGCCAGUACCGCGGCUUGUUUAUAUUGGCCACAGGGCUCUGCACCGGGGCCUUGGUUCCGCAUUGGGAGUACGAGAUGGACUACCAGACCAUUUCAGAGUGGCUCGUCCAGGCCUUCGAGAUGUUAAGCAAAUCACUGGACGAGACUUUGCAAAUUGCAAUGACUGCCAACUACUACAGUAACGGCGUAUGGCUUGUCGAUGAUGACAACAUGGCUAACAGGCAGCAGCUAGACGGUCUUACCCAGCUUUUACGGAAGAAGAUAGUCGACAUGGCGGUGAACACCACGCUGACGCGCCUUGUCGGCGAUACGAGUAUCAAGCAGGAUGCUUGCACAGGUACGGGCCAGUAUCGGAUCGAGGGCUACUGUUGGUAUCUCAUCAGCGCGUUCACGGGCCAAGCAUACUCGUGGUGCAAGGAGGAGGCUCUGAACUGCAACCUGCCCUGGACUGUCAACAAGGACCCUCAGUACUACCAGAAGAUCACCAAACAUGGCCUACAACUCCUGCCGUACUAUAAGGCACUGAUCGACUGCGCAAAACAUGGAGGCGGCGAACCUGUGGCUACAACAGCUUCCGCAACCGACCUCACGCUACCGCGGUGCUACUAUAACACGCCAGCAAGCCUCAUUGAAUGGAGGUUGAUGAGUAACUGGGUCACCGACAGGGCCCGAUUUUUAAACAGGCUGGAAUGGAACAGAGACGAUGACGCUCAUGUAUAA
Molecule: messenger RNA, 843 nt
Organism: Anthostomella pinea
Lineage: Eukaryota; Fungi; Ascomycota; Sordariomycetes; Xylariales; Xylariaceae
Source: the annotation of a GenBank genome assembly